AUGCCGGCUGGACACGGUUUGCGAUCUAGGACCAGAGAUCUCUUCGCUCGUCCCUUCAGGAAGAAGGGUUACAUCCCUCUCUCUACUUACCUCCAAACCUACAAGGUAGGCGACUAUGUCGACGUCAAGGUAAACGGUGCCGUUCACAAAGGCAUGCCCCACAAAUUCUACCAUGGCCGCACCGGGCGUGUCUGGAAUGUCACCAAGCGCGCUAUUGGUGUCGUCAUAAACAAACAGGUUGGGAAUAGGAUUAUUGGGAAGAGAAUUCAUGUUAGGGUGGAGCAUGUGCAGCAGUCGAGGUGCAGAGAGGAGUUUCAGUUGAGGAAGAAGAAGAAUGAUGAGUUGAAGGCGGAGGCGAAAGCUCGUGGUGAAAAGAUUAGUACUAAGAGACAGCCUGAAGGACCAAAGCCUGGGUUUAUGUUGGAGGGUGCUACUCUUGAAACUGUCACUCCUAUUCCUUAUGAUGUGGUCAAUGAUCUUAAGGGUGGUUAUUGA
Messenger RNA from Dovyalis caffra, 495 nucleotides. NCBI's taxonomy places the organism in Eukaryota, Viridiplantae, Streptophyta, Magnoliopsida, Malpighiales, Salicaceae. The record is from the annotation of a GenBank genome assembly.